AUGGCCCAGUGGAUCACGAUCUUCUUGGCUCUGCGCACUGUCACAGCGGCCGUGCGAACCCUGCCGGAGCGCAUCGCGGUGGGGGAAUGCGUCGAUUCAACAGCUGGCGACGUGUCGUUGUACCCGGCGAAAGUCAGCAGCUUCCCCGACCCUGCCGUCACCGCAGCGGAAGCAGAUGUCUCUGCAGCAGCGCUGAUCUCGGUGGCAUAUGGAAACCAUUUCAAGGUGCUAACAGAGGAGCUUGCGAAGGAACAAUACGUCCUGACGCAGUGUGGCACUUCGCAACCCACGGAUGAAGAGGUGAAUGCCAUCGUGUCAGGUACCGGCUAUCAAAGGAAACACUUCAGCGUCCCUGUGCAGGACGUGACGGCCGCCUCCACCACGAUCUUAUCCUUCCUCCGGCGCUUGGGCGUGGAGGAUCGAGUGGCCUAUGCUGAUGCCUAUGCGGUGCACGGCUGUUGGCAGAAGGCGGCGUCCUGCGGAAGCACUUUGGAAUCCGCCUGGACCGGCAACGCAACAAAGCUUGAGGAGCAGUUGGACAGCGUGGAGGUAGUUUUCAUGGAUUGCAACUCCGAUUGCAGCAACGUGCGGGCACGCAGCAAUGCGGUGCACGUUCCUGCCACCAAGGACAAUGGAAACUUGCACAGUGCUGAGUACAUCAAGUUCCUGGCUGCGUUCUUCAACUUGGAAGAGCUGGCCCUGCGCACCUUCCAGGACACCGUGACCAGCUACACCGGGCGCCAGGCUUCGGCCAGCGCUCCGGUGGUGGCAUGGAUCCAGUGGAACAACUGGUACAGCCGCUAUGAGCUGAGUCAGGCCACGUUUAAACUUCAGCUGGUCACGGCUGCCGGGGGCCGAAAUGUGGACGCUGCUCAGCUGUCGCAGAGCGUUUCAUCCAUGGCGGUGGCGGAUGCAGUGGCCGGAAAUCCCGGAGCUGGCAAGACCUACUACGUCCCUGCAGGCGACGACAGGGCGGCGGCUGCCAACGCAUUGCUGGCAGCCAUGCAAGACGUGGACAUCGUGGUGGAUGAGACCUACGCCGCGGAUCCAGGGGCGUACAACUACAGCAACUUCCUGGAAACCUUCUACUUGACCUCUCAAAGCACCCAGAAGUUCUUGACCGCGCAGAAAGUGCUGCGCGUGGAUCGAUUUUAUACAAGCCUUGGUUCUCUGGACUGGUACGAGUCCAGGUUGGCUUUCCCGGAUUGGGCAGCCACAGGUCUGGCACGUUACGUCCUGGACGAUACGACGAAGCUGCCGCGCUACUUCCGCAACGUGGCCCUGGACAAGGCGCCUGAGCUGGUCACCGCGGAGUCGUGUGCGCAAAGUUUACCCAGCUGUGAUGCCAGCUACGCAACCUCGAUUGGGAUCCCCACGGAGUUUUCGAAGUCCACUCACUCGGUCCCUGCGGUCGGCCUGCUGGGCCUGCUGGGCCUGUGGGCCUUGUGA
Messenger RNA from Cladocopium goreaui, 1449 nucleotides. The record is from the annotation of a GenBank genome assembly. NCBI's taxonomy places the organism in Eukaryota, Dinophyceae, Suessiales, Symbiodiniaceae.